Molecule: messenger RNA, 3331 nt
Organism: Propithecus coquereli (Coquerel's sifaka)
Lineage: Eukaryota; Metazoa; Chordata; Mammalia; Primates; Indriidae
Gene: KLHL32
Product: kelch-like family member 32
Exons: 10
Coding region: 1-1863 (620 amino acids)
Molecular function (GO): protein binding
Source: RefSeq, a predicted model, not a curated record
AUGCCGUCUGAAUGCUGCCUCAGUAUUCAAGAAAUGCUGACAGGCCAGAGGCUUUGCCACUCCGAAUCUCACAAUGAUAGUGUCCUGGCAGCACUGAAUCAGCAGAGGAGUGACGGCAUCCUCUGUGACGUCACCUUGAUCGCUGAGGAGCAGAAAUUCCAUGCUCACAAGGCAGUCCUGGCGGCAUGUAGCGACUAUUUCCGGGCAAUGUUCAGUCUUUGUAUGGUGGAAAGUGGAGCCGAUGAGGUGAAUUUGCAUGGGGUGACCAGCCUUGGCUUAAAGCAGGCUCUGGAGUUUGCAUACACAGGACAGAUUCUGUUGGAGCCAGGCGUGAUCCAGGAUGUGUUAGCAGCUGGCAGUCACCUACAGCUGUUGGAGCUUCUCAAUUUAUGUUCCCACUAUCUCAUCCAGGAAUUAAAUAGCUUUAAUUAUUUGGAUCUGUACAGACUUGCUGACCUCUUUAACCUCACUUUGUUGGAGAAAGCGGUGAUUGAUUUCUUAGUGAAACAUCUCUCUGAACUCCUGAAGAGCCGCCCGGAAGACGUCCUAACGCUUCCUUACUGCCUGCUGCAGGAGGUCCUGAAGAGCGACCGCCUGACCUCCCUGAGUGAGGAGCAGAUCUGGCAGCUAGCCGUGAGGUGGCUGGAGCACAACUGCCAUUACCAGUACAUGGAUGAGCUCCUGCAGUACAUCCGCUUUGGCCUAAUGGAUGUGGAUACCCUCCAUACAGUUGCCCUGUCCCACCCCCUCGUCCAAGCAAGUGAGACUGCAACAGCCCUGGUCAAUGAGGCCCUGGAAUACCACCAGAGCAUCUAUGCACAGCCCGUCUGGCAGACUUGCAGGACCAAACCACGGUUCCAGUCAGACACUCUGUAUAUCAUUGGUGGGAAAAAGCGUGAGGUCUGUAAAGUGAAGGAACUUCGGUACUUCAAUCCUGUUGAUCAGGAGAAUGCUCUCAUAGCUGCCAUUGCCAACUGGAGUGAGCUGGCGCCCAUGCCUGUGGGAAGGAGCCACCAUUGCGUGGCAGUCAUGGGGGACUUCCUGUUUGUAGCAGGGGGGGAAGUUGAGCACGCCAGUGGCCGGACGUGUGCCGUGAGGACUGCAUGUCGCUAUGACCCCCGCAGUAAUUCCUGGGCAGAGAUAGCACCCAUGAAAAACUGCCGGGAGCAUUUUGUGCUAGGUGCCAUGGAUGAAUACCUCUAUGCGGUUGGGGGCAGAAAUGAACUGCGCCAGGUCCUGCCUACAGUUGAGCGAUAUUGCCCCAAGAAGAACAAAUGGACUUUUGUUCAGUCCUUUGACAGAUCCCUUUCAUGUCAUGCUGGAUAUGUGGCUGAUGGUCUUCUUUGGAUAUCAGGUGGAGUAACUAACACGGCACAGUAUCAGAACAGACUAAUGGUAUAUGAACCUAACCAGAAUAAGUGGAUAAGCCGCAGCCCCAUGCUACAGAGAAGGGUCUACCAUUCCAUGGCUGCUGUUCAAAGGAAGCUUUAUGUUCUUGGAGGCAAUGACCUCGACUACAAUAAUGACCGGAUCCUUGUACGCCAUAUAGAUUCUUAUAACAUAGACACUGACCAGUGGACACGUUGUAAUUUCAACCUGUUGACUGGCCAAAAUGAAUCUGGAGUUGCUGUCCAUAAUGGGAGAAUAUAUUUAGUUGGUGGAUAUUCAAUUUGGACAAAUGAGCCUCUGGCUUGCAUCCAGGUACUGGAUGUAAGUAGAGAAGGUAAAGAGGAAGUAUUUUAUGGGCCUACACUCCCUUUUGCUUCCAAUGGAAUAGCAGCAUGCUUUCUUCCAGCUCCAUAUUUCACAUGCCCUAACCUUCAAACUCUUCAAGUGCCUCAUCACAGGAUUGGCACCAUCUGAAAAGCCAAUGCUCUGUUAAUAACCAUCAUGAACAGGAGGAAAAACAAAGCCCUGACUUUUGGAUACUGGUCAUGAAAAGACUCAGUGCUCAAUGCUUCCUUGUCUUGUUUUAUAGAUCUUAUAUUCAGAUAAAUAUUAGCAAAAAAUGAAUAGUUUUCUAAAAUACAUUAUUGAAAACCUAUGUCACCCUUCUCAUUGUAUGUCAACACACAAUACAAUAUGUGUGACUUUUAUUGUGGUAUAGCUUAGUGCCAGCUUAAUGGUACAUUAUUGUUCCAUUAGUCUUUAGAACAUUGUACACUUCUUCCAAUCAGCACUGGAUAGGACAACAUGACACUGUUAGUAAGGCAAUUUGUUUCACACAAUGACAUCAAUGAUUUAAAAAAAAAAAUCUCCAUACUUAAUCCUUUUACUAUUUACACCUAGGUUUGUCAUUUUUCUUUUUAAAAUUUAACAUUAUGCAGCCCUGCUCAGUAGAGACUCAGCAUUAUGACACUGUAAAUUUUUAAAUGCUAUGUUUUAUUCAAGGUGAUACAAAUAAUAGAAGUACACUGGAACAGCAGUUGGAAUACCUAAAUUUUUUACCUUGGUUACUCUGCCCUUGGUUCAUAACCUAACUCUACAAUGCUUCAGUGUUCUUACCUUUUAAUGAGAAUAUUACUGAUUUACAUAUUAAUUCAAAAGAACAUUGUGACGAUUAGGCAAAUGCUUUGAAGUACUUUGCCUAAGGAAAAAAAAUGUUACUCACAUUACACUGUCUUUAGAAUCUUCUAAAUGAACAGGAAGAUUUUUUUGAAGUUUAAAAAUUACCACACAGAACUUUGAAAACAUGCCAUGGGAUAAAUAAUUUUGAAAAUCAUGUGAAAGAGAUACACUAAUUAGGAAAUAGGGAGUUUACCAAAACCAAAGAUAUAUAAACUUGUACAAACCCUUGUCUCAAAUAAGAACUCAAAUGUCUCAUUUAAAGUCAUUUAGUGAAAAAUGACAUUUGAAAGCUAAAAAAAAUUUCAGUUGUACUAAUUAUGGUACCAUAAAGUGCUUUGACAUAAAUUUGAACCUAGAAUUGGCAGUUCUAAUAAAAGUUUUUCCACUUUGUUAAAGGUUAUGUCAAUCUUGAGUGCUUGUGGGAUUCUUCUCCACCACCAAUACAUAUUUUAUUACCACUUUUAAUAAUGAAUAAGAAUUCUUUUUUAGGCUAGGUUUUGGGGUUUGGUUUGUCUAUAACAAAAAACAAAAUAAGUUAAUCACAUUUGAACAUAAAUUCAACAAAUAUAAUGUAGAGUUUUUCUUCUUUUUUCCUAAUUUUGUCAGGACCUAGGUAAUCUUUAUUACAAGGAAGACUUUACUCUGACAUUUUUUUUCCCUUGGCAGUUUAAUCAUUCCGCAAUCCCUCUCUUACAGGAAACUGUCAUUUUAUUCAUGUAAUCAUUUUUAGUAAUGAAAAGUGAAAAAGAAUCUUUUUAUCUUA